Osmerus eperlanus (European smelt) is the source of this 3246-nucleotide messenger RNA. RefSeq names its product lim and transglutaminase domain protein ltd-1-like. The transcript is spliced from 7 exons. Bases 361 to 2829 code for a protein of 822 amino acids. NCBI's taxonomy places the organism in Eukaryota, Metazoa, Chordata, Actinopteri, Osmeriformes, Osmeridae. Gene Ontology annotation, cellular component: cytoplasm. The record is from RefSeq and is a predicted model, not a curated record.
GCACUGGGGUAAGAGGCUAUAAAACAAGCAGGAGCUCCAAGAGGUAAGAACCUCCCUGAGAGAGAUGGAGACAAGUCAUUGGGUGUACUAGGACACAGCCAGACGGACAUCCAGACACACAGCCAGACUGAUCAUUGCUGACCAAGCAUCCACAUCAGUUUUCUUGUCAUAAACAGCAAGACAGUGAAAUGGGAGAUGUUCUUCAGAUUGCAUCAGUCAAGGUCUCUCACCCACAGAGAUCCAGCCUAACCCCCACCUGCUCAAUGCAGUUCCUCUACCGUCAACCAUGUUCUCCAGUGCAAUAGAAACAACAGCAAUAACACAAAAGUCAAAGUCAACGAAGAUUCCUUCCUGGUGGCCAUGCCAGACACCUCCAUUCAGAAUAUCCAAUCAGAAAACAGCGUGAAGAUGGCCUCCAAACCUAUAAAGAUCCUACCUAACAGCACAUCAACUCUGUCAAACAACGACAGGCCUUCAGUGGUCCAGCAGGAAUGGAAACUCGAGGUGCUGACUGAAAAGAACAACAACAAUGUUAAAAGCCACGCAAUCUCCACAACCACCGACGCCAGAGUGAUCCAGACCAAAAGCUCUGUGUUUCAGAAGUGGGCGGCCAUUGAACUAGAAGCUCACAGACCCCUAGCCAAGCGGCAGCUGUCAGCUGAGAGCUCCGUACGCUCCUGCAUGGAAGUGAAGAAGAGUACGUUGAGGCGGGAGCAUGGAGGAGGCCCAGUGAAGGCCACAAGCUCCCAUCUGCAACCAAAGCUCAGAGAGAAUUCCAGCGCCACCCAGGCAAGCACAUGGCAGAAUGCACGAGUCUCUAAGAGGAAACUUCGAAAAGAACUCUUCUCGAGUUCUGAGGUCUUCGGCGAGAUGGACACAUGCACUAUCAGUACUGGAAAAACGCUGCGUAGUCAAGGCAUUUUCUCCAUUCGGAUGAUCACCCGGGCCAUCACAGAAGGAGCACCGAGCGAGCUGGAGAAAGUGAGAACCAUCUGGAUCUGGUUAUGCCAAAACAUCGAGUAUGACGUGAGUGGUUACCUGGGCCUGACGGACAAGCUGUGCGAACCAGAGAGGGUCGUUGAGAUGGGCAGGGGUGUGUGCUGUGGAUACUCCAGUGUCUUCCUACAGAUGUGCCAGGAAGCAGGAAUCCAGUGUAAAGAGGUAUCGGGCCAUGGAAAAGGCAUUGGUUACCGGCAAGGCCUUAGUUACCAGAACAGCAAGUCGAGCCACAUGUGGAACGCUGUGCUGCUGGGGGGGCACUGGUACCUCCUGGACGCAUGCUGGGGUGCAGGAAGGGUUGACAUGGACAACAAAGUCUUCAUCAAGAGGUACGAUGACUUCUACUUCCUGACAGACCCUGAGGACUUCAUCAACUCCCACUGCCCAGACGAAGCAGAGUGGCAGCUACUGGACGUGCCUGUCCCCCUGCAGGAGUUUGAGAAGAGGGUCCUCAGGACCUCAGAGUUCUACAGGAUGGAACUGAUGCUCCAGCACCCGAAACACUUCCUGCUUCUCACAGAGAAUGGGGAGGCUUCUGUGUCCAUAAAGUUCCCCAAAUCUGUAGACUUCACCUACCAGAUCUCUCAGCGGAGUGCCAGUGAGCCUGUGGAGGUCAGCAGCUCAUCCGGCCUCCUCACAGUGACCAGGGAUACCAUGAGCUUACGGCUCAUGCCCCCUGCCAGCGGAACCUAUGACGUCAUGAUCUUUGCCCGUCCUGGGAGCUCAUCAGGGACAUUCACCUGGGUCUGCUCCUUCCUCCUGGAGUGUUCUGAGCCCAAGGCAUCCGAGGAGCUCCCUGAGAACCCUUUCGUGUCCUGGGGCCUGCAGAGAACGACAGAGAGCCUAGGAGUGAGCAGAUGCAGCCACGGGGCUGAACCAGUGGUCCUGGAAACGGGAACCCUCCAGCUGGAUCUCCUGACCUCCAGACCACUAAUGAUGCUGUGUGAACUGACCCACAAAAGCCUUGACCCGUCCACAUCCAAGAGGUGUCUGGCAACCCAGAUAGAACCAGACAAGAUGACCUGUCACGUGCUCUGUCCGUACCUCGGUUACUAUCGGCUGUCUGUGUUCGUUCGGGACUACGAGCGGAUCCAAGAGGGCUUCCAGAACGUGGGCAACUUCGUCCUGCACUGCGCGGCUGGUGCUGUCAACCUCAAUGAGCUCUUUCCCUCUUUCCUCAGCACGUCCUGUGGUCCUGGCAUUCGGACGCAGGGCGCCGGCCUGUCCAAGUUCAGUCACACGGGAGCUUUAGUAAGUACUCAGCAGGGCAAAUGCAACAUCACCUUCCAGAGUCAACCAGACCUGGAGCUCCACGCUGUUCUCUUCAAAGACCAGCGUAGGAGACCAGGCCAUCCCCUCUCCAGGCACGUCUUCUUCACUCACAAUAGCGGCAAGGUCACUGUCAGCGUCGCCCUGCCAGAGUCAGGAGUCUACAAGCUGGGCCUCUACUCUAAAACCUCCACCAACCAGGACUUCAGCCCUCUGUGUGACUUUGUGCUGAGGAACUCCUGUGAGAGCUCCUUGCCUCCGUUCCCCUGCACCUAUGCAGCCUGGAGGAAGGGCAGCGUUCUCCUGGAGCCCCGCCAGGGCCUGCUGGAGCCCCUGUCCUGGGUCCACUUCAGGGUGAGGGUCCCCGGGGCCCGGAGGGUGAGCGUCCUGGCAGAGCAGCUGGUGGAACUGCAACUCAACAAGAGCAGGGUGUGGGAGGGGGAGGUGUUCACCGGGGCCGGCGUGUCCCAGGUGAAGCUGGCUGCCAGUGUUGGAGGGACCUCCAAAGACAUGGCCAUCAUCAUGUGCUUCGAUGUGCUGGGCCAGCAGAAUGAAAUGUAGAGUUAUUUGGACAGACAAAGAGGGGGAGGGCAUAUUAAAGAUGCUGUUUGAUUUAAGUUCUCCUGUUGAAAAAUACAUUUAAAUGCUCAACUUUAGGCACUCAGUUGAAGAGUAGUCAUUGUAGAAAGUCAUGUUAUUUGAAGUAGUCUUGAGCUUACAUGUGAUGUUACAGUGUAUAAGCACAAUAUAUGUUCAUUGGGAAGACCCUUAUUGUUGUUGAGAUGUGAUGUUAUUAAUUACUUGUUUAAUCAAGUAUUUUAGGCAUGGAAUUGUACUUUUUUUCAGUAUGUGUAUGCAUGGUGCUUGGUUGACAAACUUAGUUGCUGCUCCAUUGUGAUAAUAGUAUGAAUAAAUAAAGAAUUUGCUGCUAAACAGAUGUGAUUUGAGCUGACUUAAUGGUCAAUUGAAGAAGAAUAA